Anisakis simplex (herring worm) is the source of this 156-nucleotide messenger RNA. The record is from the annotation of a GenBank genome assembly. NCBI's taxonomy places the organism in Eukaryota, Metazoa, Nematoda, Chromadorea, Rhabditida, Anisakidae.
AUGUGGUCUCGAUUGGUUCUGUUGCUUUUGACGCUGGUCGCCUUUUGUACGGCCGUACGCCAUCAGUCUGUAGGCGUCCGUGGCAAGCUUCUUUGUGGUUCAGCACCAGCUCGUAAUGUACGCGUGAAACUUUGGGAAGAAGAUUCAGGUGAGUGA